This is a messenger RNA of Musa acuminata AAA Group (dessert banana), 1145 nucleotides long. Its product is annotated as UDP-glycosyltransferase 72B1-like. Gene Ontology annotation, molecular function: UDP-glycosyltransferase activity. The record is from RefSeq and is a predicted model, not a curated record. The coding region runs from base 70 to 954 and encodes 294 amino acids. Lineage: Eukaryota; Viridiplantae; Streptophyta; Magnoliopsida; Zingiberales; Musaceae. The transcript has a single exon.
GAUUUAGUUAGUCGGAAGCAAUCACAUCAUUUUUCAUCCUCGCUCUCUCUCUCUCUCUCUCGCUCAGAGAUGAGCCUGACGCGUGCUUUACAUCAUCAUCUCUCUCUCCUUCGUGUAUAUAACACGAUGGAAGGGAGAGGACUCACCUCAUCCUCGCUCGGUUUCAUUGGCUUGUACGGGUCCCAGUCGUGUGCGAUACUCGAGUCUUGUUCUGGUAGCCAUGGAGGACAGCAACGGAGCAGCUGCUGCUACGAGGUCGCGGCGUCCUCACGUGGCGCUGCUGCCGACGCCCGGCAUUGGCCACCUGAUCCCCAUGGCCGAACUGGCCAAGCUCCUCGUCGCCCGCCAUGGCUUCUCCGUCACCAUCAUCACCUUGGCCAUCUCCGCCUCCAAGGCCCAGGCCACCCUCCUCUCCUCCCUCCACCCACCUUCCUGUGGGUCGUCAAGAGCCCGAGCGACGGCGGGGACGCCAGCGAGGCAUACUUCACCGUCCAGAGCAAGGAGGACCCGUUCCGGUUCCUGCCGGCGGGGUUCGUGGACCGAACGCGAGAGGUGGGCCUGCUGGUCCCGUCGUGGGCGCCGCAAGCGGCGGUGCUAAACCACGCCGCUACCGGCGGCUUCCUGAGCCACUGUGGGUGGAACUCGACGCUGGAGAGCGUGAAAGCCGGGGUGCCGAUGGUGGCAUGGCCUCUGUUCGCAGAGCAGCGCCAGAACGCGGUGAUGCUGGCGGAGGGCUCGAGGAUCGCGCUGCGGUUGCCGAGGGCGGAGCAAGGGAUCGUACCGCGGGAGGAGGUGGCGCGGGUGGUGAAGGAGCUGAUGGAGGGGGAAGAGGGAAAGGCCGCGCAUCAGCGGGUGGCGGAGCUCCGGGAAGCUUCGGCCAGAUGCCUGGAGGAGGGCGGCGCCGCGUACACGGCGCUUGACGCGGUGGGCAACAAGUGGAAGGCCACGAACUAAGCUACUUCCCAACGUCAAUUUCUCAUUGCUUGGUUUCUUUCUUUGCUUUUGUCUCAGUGCGUACUCCCUAUCGAAUCACACAGAGUGCUCCAUGCAUCGGUCUGCUUCUGCAGGAGGCUGUUCAGUGUGUAAUAAACACAUUAUCUGUCAGUGUAACCCAUGAAUCGAUGUGAGAAAGCACGAUGGUGUCA